Molecule: messenger RNA, 494 nt
Organism: Lolium rigidum
Lineage: Eukaryota; Viridiplantae; Streptophyta; Magnoliopsida; Poales; Poaceae
Exons: 1
Coding region: 1-372 (123 amino acids)
Source: RefSeq, a predicted model, not a curated record
AUGGCGUCUGUGAAUCUCGCCGCCGCAUCGCUCGCCGUCGUCCUCCUCUUAUGCGCGGCGAUGACGGCGACGGCGUACCAGCCCAAGCCCACGCCCACGCCCAAGCCCUACCCCACGCCCAAGCCCGAGGCCGAGGACUGCAAGAGGCAGGCCGAGUACUUCAAGAACUGCCUCCGCCUGGGCCUAGGCGAGAAGUGCUGCGGCAACGAGCGCGUCAUCCCGGUGGCGGAGCGCAAGUGCUACUGCCAGGUGGAGCGGGAGGCGGAGAUCGAAUGCGCGAUCGGGCGACGCUGCGGCGGGAUCGCCGGGAAAGUCAAGGUCGCCGAGAUGAAGCUCUCCUGCCUCGAGAACCUCCACUGCAAGCGCGCGUGAUAGCAGCACUAUGCCCACCGGAUUUCCUGGCUGGUUAUGCUUAGCGCACGUAUUUCAAUAUGUAUCUUCCUUCCUUGUGUACGUAUCGACCUCCGAGUGUUCUGUGUGCGCUUAGCCGUGCC